AUGCAUUGGCUCUUGGUGGUGGUAGGAUGGUUUUUAUUAAUUAACCAAUCAAUCGGAUGUACACCACCUUCAUUUUCAAGCUUAAAUGUUGAACGAAACUUUAAUCUACACAGGUUUCUUGGUAUAUGGUAUGAAAUAAAAUGGUACACAACUGUAAAUAUUCCUCCAUCUGACGUAUGGACUGAUUAUGCUCAAUCAUUUCAAUUAAAACAUCGUUUUGGUCAAAGUCUUCUUGUUUAUGGUAAAGCACGAUUACAAACUGCACAAGAAUGUUUUUCAUUUGGUCCAUGGUUAGUACGAGCAAAUAAUGGUGCAAAAAUGAUUGUUGAAAAAGAAGAUCUUAAUAGUAAUACAAGACUCAACCGGCCUUAUUAUGUAUUAAAAACCGAUUAUAAAAAUUAUGCAUUAACAUAUACAUGUAUAUCAACAAAUUAUAACCUAAAUCAACCAUGUACGGAACGAAAUUUACAUCUAUUUAGUCGAAAGACAUCUUUAUCAUGGAGAUAUUUAGGUCCACUUUAUAAUUAUAUUAAAAAUGUCUUAUGUAUUGAUCAAACACAACUUACAACAAUUGUAUUUCAUCCAAGAACAUGUUUUAGAUCUCAUUACAGAAACUUCGGUAGCAGCGAAAGACAUGGUUAA
Rotaria sp. Silwood1 is the source of this 642-nucleotide messenger RNA. NCBI's taxonomy places the organism in Eukaryota, Metazoa, Rotifera, Eurotatoria, Philodinida, Philodinidae. The record is from the annotation of a GenBank genome assembly.